UGCGGAGAAGGAAAAGGAUAUGGGAAGGGAGAUUGAUGAAUUAAUGAAGGAAAAGAAGCUGAAUGAGAAGAUCCGCGAGGGAUUAAUUGAGGAGAAGAAUCUUGUUGAGAAGAAUAUGAAUGAAACAACAAAUCAAUUAGAUGAGCAUAUUCUGAAAAUUGACGAAUUGGUUAAUGAGAAGAUUAUGUUGGUGAAUGCUAAAGAUAGGCUUGCAAGUGAAGUCGAUUCCCUGCAAAAUGAAAUCGCUAAAUUCCAAGGUUUAGUUUUAGAACUGGAAGUGUCUGGCAGGGAUAAGAUAGAGAAAAUUAAGAACUUAGAAUCUGAAAUAAGUGGUUAUAAAUAUGAGAUUGAGCAGAUAAAAGGUGAGAGGAACAACAUUAGAAAGUAUUUGGAUGAAGAGAAACAGAAUGCUAUAGGAUUGAAGGAGAAGAUUGAAGAAAUGGAGAAAAGAAUCGAAGAAAGUGAGAAUGCCACUGGGGAAGUGAAGGCUGAGAAUCUCACCAUACUCAGAGAAAAGAAAGACUUGGAAAUCCAGUGUGAUGUGUUGAAGAAGUCUAUGGCCUCUCUUGAAAAAUCACUUGGCGAGGCGCAUAAUGGGCUUGACGCCAUGCAGGGUAAAGUGGAAUUUGCGGAUGCCAAUACAAGUCUAGUUAUGAAUAUGUUGAGGGACACAGUAGCCUUUUGUUCAAAGGAAGAAAUGGGGGAUGCUGGGGAUGGAAUUUUACUUGGUGGGAAACAGAUUAAUGGUGAAGAAAUGAAGACACGCGUGGUGGAAUUGGAGACAAUCAAGAAUGCUUUUAUGAGUAAAGAGACUAAAAUUGAAAACAUGAAGAGACAACUCGAAUUCCUCCAGAUUUCAGUAGCUGAAGCGCACAAGAAGAAGAGCUUUUGGACUGUUUUUUCCUCGGUCACCACACUUUUGGCCGCUGUUUCUCUCGCAUUCGCUGCACACGGUCGCUGAAUACCUUUACAUAGGUUUUCCUAAUGAAAUCUUCAACACAUUUUGGUGUUAAAACUAAUGGCGUUAAGAUGCUAUUGAGGACUAUGACUAUCUAAUUCUCAAGUUUCUUUUUUGUAAUAAGUCUCUUGAAGUUGAUAUUA
Molecule: messenger RNA, 1101 nt
Organism: Olea europaea var. sylvestris
Lineage: Eukaryota; Viridiplantae; Streptophyta; Magnoliopsida; Lamiales; Oleaceae
Product: MAR-binding filament-like protein 1
Exons: 1
Coding region: 20-961 (313 amino acids)
Source: RefSeq, a predicted model, not a curated record